GGAAGGAGACAGCUGCUGCUCUUCUGAUGAACAAUUUUUUUGAGCAGGCCUCCCAAGCUAGACAUGUGAGUAUGAGAUGCUGCCUACGUUUUUCAUCAUGACCCACAGGUUGUUAAACUGCAAUCAAAAGCACUUAGUAGGAAUGGAUCUGUCCCUGUUAUGAGAUUUGAACUCCUGACAUCUAUAUCCACUGGAACUUGAGUGCCCAGGACACACCAAAGAGGGGAUUUUGAGAGCAUUUCACAAGCCCUGCAGCUGUGAGCCGGUUGCAGCAUGAGGAAAAGCCUUUCAUCACCCCAAUGUACAGGAAAGAGAAGACAGGUGACAGUAGCUAUCCUCCUUCAAUACUGAGGAAAAGGCCACCUGUGGACCAAGCUGUGGGGGAAAAGCGGAAAGCAGAGAGAAGGGUUCGAUUUCGUGAGCCAGAAGUCACUGAACAUGCCAUUUCCUGCUGUGACUACGUAGUGGUAGAUGACAGGUCAUCAUCUGGAUUGCCUGUGCUCCUGUGGCUCUCAUUUUGUGCAGUGCUGAUCCUAGCUGUGAGUCUCUACUACACCAGCAUGAAGCAAGAUGUCAAAGUCCUGGAGGAAUUUCAAUCCCGACUUGUUAUCUUCUUUCUUCAGAUAAGACAUGUUGCUCAGAAAUGCUGGACUUGGUUUAUGAGGCAGUAGCAAUGCCGACCAGCCUGACAGACAUCUCAGAGCACUGCUAACCAGCACAUGGCAGAGCAGAGCUCCCUCCACUCCAGUCACAUGCAGGGAACACAUGAACAUCCACCUCGAAGAGCAAGAAAACCACCCCUGUUAUGCACUGUCCAGCAGCCACUUGUUCUCCUUUUUUUUUUCUUUGCUGUUUUUCACAUUAGUGAGUGGUCAUACUAGCACUCUGAGGUCCCACCAAACUCAUGCUCCAUCAUUCUAAACAGACAGCAAAAAAGUAUUUGAAUUUUGUCCCCCAAAGAGCUUAUAAACUGAUAUGUGGAGCAGAAGUAGAGAGAUAAAUACAUUGAUCUGUGCAGGCAGCAGCAAGCUCUGAAGAAAAGUCUCCUGAGUCUUGGGUCAAGGCUUUAAAUACUAAAUCAUCUUUCUCCUCAAGUUUCCUAAGAGCUAUUCUGCAAAAGUUAAAGUAAAGCUGGGCUAUUGCACAAACACUGCCCUGGUGGCCAAAGGCUUGGCAAGCUGCUAUAUGUAUACACCUGAAAUUAUUAUUAGUAGUAUCUCAGCAAAUGGCUUUCUUGUUUGCCUUCAUGCGUUUUUUUUCUUCCAUGGGCAAAAGCUGUUUCUUAAUGUUUCACUUGAUUCCCAGGUGUGGAAAAGAACAUGAAAACUCAUUUAAACUGUAAGUAGUUUAUUUGUCUAACAUAACAAAUAACAGCAUUGAAUCCCAGGCUAAUUAUCAAAUCAGUAGUUUAAUCCUCUGGGUUUGAUUCAGUCCGUAAACCCCAGGAGCUGAGCUUACAAGAUUUAUGAUAAUGUUUGUAUUCAGUCGAGAUUAUGCUUUUAUGCCUGGCUGUUUAAGGCCUUAUAUAAUGGUAAUAUGGACUGUUUACAAAGGCAUGGGAGACUAAGUCCCUUUAUCCCUCAUUUGCCCCACCACAGUAUGCACCUUUCUGAAGGGAAACCUUUUAACGGACACCAUGCAAUAAAUACUGUAUGGUGCUCUGGGUGUCUGAGAGGAGAACAAGUGAGUACAAGCCUAUGAGCUUCAGCUAUGUUUUCUUCCUAGACCAAGCCAGCACAACCAGCUUUUUUAGGCCUUAGAUUCUUGUCAGAUAGCACCUGAUGUGUGCUUGGGUUUAUUUGGUAUGAUAAGAUUGAUAUCACAACCUGUAAGAGCUGGAGAAAA
This is a messenger RNA of Athene cunicularia (burrowing owl), 1845 nucleotides long. RefSeq names its product chromosome 5 C14orf180 homolog (gene C5H14orf180). NCBI's taxonomy places the organism in Eukaryota, Metazoa, Chordata, Aves, Strigiformes, Strigidae. The transcript has 6 exons. The coding region runs from base 300 to 671 and encodes 123 amino acids. The record is from RefSeq and is a predicted model, not a curated record.